Messenger RNA from Entamoeba invadens IP1, 1029 nucleotides. RefSeq lists its product as hypothetical. The coding region runs from base 1 to 1029 and encodes 342 amino acids. NCBI's taxonomy places the organism in Eukaryota, Evosea, Mastigamoebida, Endamoebidae. The record is from RefSeq and is a predicted model, not a curated record. The transcript has a single exon.
AUGUAUUUCAUAGCAAUAGAAAUGGUACAAAAUCCUAAAAAAGAGACGGAAGACCAUAUAGAAACACUUUAUAAUAUUAAUAUAGUAUCUAAUGUCCCCGACGAGGCACAAAUUGAAGAACAUCAAAAGAAAAGUCCAAUUCAUUUUGUCGACGAAAAAUAUACCUUCCCCGACCCGCCACAAAAUUUUCUGUGUUGUGACGGUGGCAUAGAGAAAGUGGUGAUAGACUCCAACGGACACAAAGAAGUGUUGUUGGACCACAUCAACCGAGUCGUUUUGGAUACCACCAAACAAAGUGUUGAUAUCAAAUAUCCUCUUCUAGAGUCUGAGACGUUGCCGAGUGGGUGUGUGUUUGGGGUAUAUCGAGGUAAACGAUAUAUAGUGGACUAUAUCAACAAGAAAGCGGUGUGGGACUUAGAAGAGGAGAGCUUGGAAGUCACACAAGCAGCUCUAAGUGGUUGCGCGAGUCCAAUUUUAACAGUCGAAGUUGUUGAGUCUGUUGGAUUGUGUGUAAAAGAUUUUGAAACGCCAUCGACUGUCUUUUGCGCAGUUAUUAAUGAAAGUGGAAAAUUGGUGAAAUCAAAAGAAGUCAGAAGCGUCGACCAAGUCUACGAGAAUGCUCGUUUUGUUAUUCCAUUAAACCCAAAUAGAAAGAAUGUUGUUGUUUAUUUUUAUCAUAAAAGAUUUUUAAUCAGUGACGUGUUUCUUGGAUGCGUGGAGUUUGAUUUGACACAUCUGAAGUUUGGGAGGAAUAUAGAGACGUGGUUCUAUUUGAAAGGUGGAAAUGAUGGAAAUACAAUUGUUUCGGGUAAGGCACUUAUUCGAGUGUGUUAUGAUGAAAGAGAGAAAAAAGAUGGAUGGAAUGUGGUCGGCGAAUUAUUUAGAGAAAAUUUUGAUUAUUCACUUCCUUAUAAUAGAGAAAUGGAAAAAGCUAUGGAGGCACAAAACACUUUAAGACAAAAACUAUUUGCGCCACCAAUUUAUGAAAAAAGAGGGGAUGAGUAUUUCCCUGUGAAUUACGACUACUAA